AUGGCAAACUCCACCACAUUCGACAGCGCGGAUUGCACGCUAGCCACAUGCUCGGUCAAAGAGUACGGUCAAAUCCAAUACAUCCCCAACCUCGCCGGCAACGUCAUCUACGCUGGCAUCUUCGGCGUGCUCCUCUUCUCCCAGCUCUUCCUCGGCAUCCGCCACAAAACAUGGGGCUACCUCGUCGGGAUGCUGUGUGGUCUCGCGCUCGAAAUCGUCGGCUACAUUGGCCGCAUCAUGCUGCAUGACAACAUCUUCGACAAGAACUCCUUCAUCAUCUACCUGAUCGGUCUAACCAUCGGACCUGCGUUCCUCACGGCCGCCAUCUACCUGUGCCUCGGCCGGAUCAUCACCCUCUACGCCAUCGAGCUCAGCCUCCUCUCCCCCAGAGCCAUUACGCUCAUCUUCGUGUUCUGCGACUUCGUCUCGCUGCUCCUUCAGGCCGCCGGCGGCGCCAUCGCCUCCACAUCCGACACCGAGGCCGACAACCAAGUGGGCAUAAACGUCAUGAUUGCGGGUUUGGCUUCACAAGUUGUGUCGCUGGUCAUCUUCAUUGCCAUCUGCGCACACUUUGGCUGGAAGGUGCUCAAGAACCCGAUUAAGCUGGACCCGCAGUUCACCACACUCCGCAACUCCCGCCGCUUCAAGGGCAUGCUGAUCGCCAUUGCGGUCGCGGUACUCACGAUCUUAGUAAGAUCCGUCUACCGGCUUGCGGAGCUGCAGCAGGGAUUUGACGGCAAGCUCGCCAACAAUGAACUCGAGUUCAUGAUCCUGGAGGGCCCCAUGAUCUUUGUGGCCGUCGGCCUGCUCACCGCCUACCAUCCCGGCUGGGUGAUUGGAGCGAAGUUGUGGGUCGAGGCCGGGUUCCACCUGCGCACGAAGAAGAGUGUGCAAAUGUACAAGGAGGUCGAUACGGGGAGCCAAGAGGGCUUCGUCAUGGAGCAGCGGCCAGCAAGUAUGGUGUGA
Messenger RNA from Cladophialophora yegresii CBS 114405, 966 nucleotides. RefSeq lists its product as uncharacterized. Lineage: Eukaryota; Fungi; Ascomycota; Eurotiomycetes; Chaetothyriales; Herpotrichiellaceae. The record is from RefSeq and is a predicted model, not a curated record. Bases 1 to 966 code for a protein of 321 amino acids. The transcript has a single exon. Gene Ontology annotation, cellular component: fungal-type vacuole; plasma membrane.